Daktulosphaira vitifoliae (grape phylloxera) is the source of this 2962-nucleotide messenger RNA. RefSeq names its product E3 UFM1-protein ligase 1 homolog (gene Ufl1). Gene Ontology annotation, cellular component: endoplasmic reticulum membrane. Lineage: Eukaryota; Metazoa; Arthropoda; Insecta; Hemiptera; Phylloxeridae. Gene Ontology annotation, molecular function: UFM1 ligase activity. Bases 400 to 2718 code for a protein of 772 amino acids. The transcript is spliced from 13 exons. Gene Ontology annotation, biological process: regulation of proteasomal ubiquitin-dependent protein catabolic process; response to endoplasmic reticulum stress; protein K69-linked ufmylation. The record is from RefSeq and is a predicted model, not a curated record.
UACUUUGUCAAAAGUCGAACAAUUAUUAGAUGGUGGCAAAGGUGUUUCUCUCUAUAUGAAUACUUAUUAUCACAGAAAAGAUAAUAUUUUAUCUGUAUUAUUAUCAUAAGACGUGUAAAACUAGUCAUUUUCUAUUGAGCGACAUGGAAAUUUAAAAUUUAAUCGUGGCACAAUCGGUGUUAUCGUUGGCGAUUGUGAAUAGUUAAUAAUUCAAUAAUUCAAUAAUUCAAUUUAUUUAACUGCAUUUGUCUAUUUUUUCUACUUUCUGAUUAAAUAUUUUAGUAAAUAUCAAAAUAUUAUUAAGUUUUUUAGCAUAUAUUGAAUAUGGAGCUAUAUUUUUUAUUUUAAAAUAGAUGUUCAUAGGGAACGUUCAUGAUUUAAACAAAUUUGAUUAAAAUCAUGACAUCCAGUGAUUGGAAUGAAGUGAAGUUGCUUGCUGCAGACUUUCAAAGAAUUCAGUUGACUUCUUCAUCUCAAAGAUUAGGAGAGCGUAAUUGUAUUGAAAUAGUCUCAAAACUUAUUAGCUCUAAACAAUUAGAUGUUGUGUUUACAACUGAUGGAAAAGAAUAUAUCACUCCAAUACAUCUGACUAAAGAACUUCAAGAUGAAACUUAUGUUCAAGGAGGUCGCAUAAAUAUAUUAGAUGCUGCUAGAUCUUUAAAAGUCGAUUCUGUUAUUGCCAUUAAGUUAUGUGAAAAAUUAGCGCAGAAAGAACCAGAUGACUUUUUUGUUAUUCAUGGACAAUUAAUUGGAUCAAAUUAUCUAAAUGAGAUUGCUGAAGAUAUCAUAGAUAAAUUAGAACAAUAUGGUCAUAUAAAUUCAAUAAAGAUAUCUCAACAAUAUGAUUUACCUGUUGAUUUAAUUGAUAUGAUACUUCAUAAACACACAAAGAAAUUAUCUUUUAAUAUUCAUAGGAAUAAAAAUAAUCCAUAUCUGUACUAUACAGAUUUGUACUUUAAUUCUAUUAAAAGAAUUGUUAAAGGUGCAGUUUUAGCUGUCACUAGACCAAUAUUAUGUACAGCUAUAAUAAAUCAGUGUUCAAUUGAUGAAAAAGAAUUUUUUAGUGUACUGGAAAGUUUAUUAGCAUCAAAACAAGUACCUGGUAUAUUAACUGAUAGAAUUGGAAAUGCUUGCACUUACAUACCAAACAUACAUGUAAAAACUCUCAAUGACUGGGUUCUAAACUUUUAUUCUAAUAAUAAUUAUUUAGAUUAUGCAGCAAUGAAUAGUGUAGGAAUCACUGAUCCAUCUUCUUUUAUAUCCCGCAUGUCAAUUGGAAAAGAAAUGAUAACAUUAACAUCAUGUUCUGUUGGUCCUAAAAUUAUAGAUGAUGUUUCUAGUGCUAUUGAAGAUUCCAUUGUUAACAGUUCUUGGAUUGAUAUUAUGGAUGUUGUACCUAUGGUUUUUGAUACUAAAGAUGGAGUAACUAUUUUAGAAUACCUGUUGAAAAAGAAAAAAUUAUCGAAUGGCUAUCAAAUUUUUGACAAAACCGUAUUAGUUACAGAUAAAUUCAUUGAAAAACAAAUUAAUUCUAUUCUAAAUACUUUGGAAGGAAAAAUUAAACAAAAAGUUGAAUCUGGGGAUUAUGCUAAUGCUCUUCUGGAGUGGAAAGUUCAACAAAAAAUAACAGAAGAUAAAAACCCUGAGCUGAGCCGUAAAGAAGAAAGAAAAAAAAAGUCUGGUGGUAAACAUGGUGGAGGAACUCAGGGACGGGAAACUAAAAUUAAAGCUGUAAAAAAAAAAUAUGGCCAAAAAACCAAGCAACAAGAUUCAGAUUCUGAUGAUAAUGAUAAUAAAAUUAUUAGUAAUGAACAAUAUAUUAUUGAAAUUGUUACUUUGGAUGAAAUCAAACAAUAUUUAAUGGCCGAAGAAACAUUUAAAGAUAUUGAAGGAGAAAAAGAUUCAUUAAUAGAAAAGAUUGCUUUACACUUUUAUCCAAUUUUAAAUAAAGAGAUGUUGAGACAAGCCCAGAUAAUGCAUGAUCAAAUAAUGGCAAAUCGUACUGGUGAUAGAAGGAAAGUGCAUCAAGAAUUCAGAGAUAAAAUUUUAUUGCUAAUUACUGAUUUUCAUCAUUACAUUAAGGGUAUUCAAAAGCUAGAUAAUUCCGAUGUCCAAAGUCAACUUACUAUAUUUUUAUUAAAAUUAACUGGAGGUGAUAUAAUUGAAGUUGUUCAAAAAUAUAUAAAAGAAAAUAGAGAACAUAAUUCUAAACUUAAAUCAAUUCAAUAUGAUGAUAAUCAAAUCCAAAAUGCUGUUGAACGAUUACAAAAAUCAUUAGUAACCAAAAGUACAGAUGAUUUUAAUGAAUCUGUUGAUCUCUUAUUAUCUGCUGUAGAUAUUGUACAAAAAAAAAAUGAUCGCAAAAAAGAAAGAGAAUAUCUUCAAAAUAAUCGCCAAUUACUUUUGGAAUCAUUAUCUCAUGCAGAAGAAGAUGCUGCACAAGUCUUGCUUAUUAGUACACAACUACUCUUUCAAUCAAUUACUUCAACUAUGAUAAAAAUUUCAGGAAAAUUUGUAUCAUCAAUACUUGCAUAUUUACAAAAACACCUAAAUGAAAAUGACUUCAAUUUACUGCAAAAAUAUCAUGAUCUGGUUGUUCAAUCUUUAAAAACAGAAAACUAUGAUGAUAGAGAAAUUAUUGAAUUACAAUUGAAAGAGUUAACCAGCACUGUGAAAGAUUUUGUUAUAAACUACAAAAAAUCUAAAAGUGAACAUUAGUAUAAUUUAUUGGUGAAAAGGAUGCACAGAAAUAAAAUCUGAAUUGUUUUCAGUUAUUUUAUAUUAAAUUUGUUCAUAUUAGACAAGAAUAUAUAAAUCACAAGCUUAAUUGUUAAUUUAACAAUGAUGAAAUAAAAGUUGUAAUUAUUUUAUUGAUUAAAGAACAAUUUUAAUAGACAUUUAAUAAAAGUAAAUACAACUUAUAUUAAUAAAACAGUUAUUGAUUUUAGUGUAGGAAAAAUUA